AUGGGUGAAACAGAUACAACAAAUUAUCGUGUAUAUCCAUCUCGAUGGAUUCAGUUGAUAAUCUAUGUUUUAGCAACAUUUUCAAAUGCCUUACAUAGUAUGACAUUUUCACCAAUUCAAUCCGAAACAUCAGAAUUUUAUGGUUUAUCAACAAUACAAGUAAAUGUUUUAGCUAUUAUAUUUCUAUUUCUUUAUCCUGUUGGUACAAUUUUAUCAAUAUGGUUAAAUCAAAAAUUUUCAUUACGAACAGGAAUAAUAGUUGGAAGUAUAUUAAAUCUCGGUGCAUUUAUUCGUUUAUUUUCUUUAAUUUCACCAUUAAAUGGAUAUGCAGCUUUGAUUAUUGGUCAAUUAUUUCCAGCAAUUUCAACAGCUUUAUUCAUGAAUAUAACAGCAUUAUUUGCAGCACGUUGGUUUGCACCUAAACAACGUGAUGUUGCUACAGCUAUUGGUUCAAUGGCUAAUCCAUUAGGUUUAGCUGUUGGUUCUCUUGUUCCAUCAUUAAUUGUUACUGAUGGAUCUUCAUCAACCUCAUUUUUUAUUCUUUUAAUUGCUGAAGCUGGUUUUACAUUAUUAACAACAUUAUUAGUUCUAUUUCUAUUUCGAUCCGAACCACCUACACCACCUUCACCAUCAGAAGAACAUCGUUUACCAAUUAAUAUUAAAAAAGAUCUCAUUGAUCUAUUAAAAAAUCGUCAUUAUCUAAUACUUCUAUUUAGUUUUUCUCUUGGUUUAGCACUUUUUAAUGCAAUAACGGCAUUACUCUAUCAAAUAAUUCAACCAACAGGUUAUUCGAGUACUGAUGCUGGAAUAUUUGGUGCAAUAAUUAUUAUUGCAGGUCUUCUCAAUGCAUUCUUAGCAGGUAUUAUUAUGGAUCGAACACAUGCAUAUCGACUUAUAUUAAAACUUUUAUCAAUUGGUGCUUGUGGAGCAUGUAUUUAUUUUAUUUUAAUACUUCAACCGAAUCAAUUCUAUCCAUUAGCUGUUUCAAUUGGUUUAAUGGGUUUCUUUUUAUUACCAUUAUUACCUGUUGCAUUUGAAUGUGCUGUAGAAUGUACGUAUCCAAUUCGUGCAGAAUGGUCAACAGGUCUUUUAAUGUGUGUUGGAAAUGUUCUUGGUGGUAUAUUUAUUUUUGUUCUCGGUGAACUUAUUAAAUCAAAACCUAUUUCAAAUUCUAUGAUUAUUAUUACACCAACAUCUAUAUUCAUUCUUUGUUGUUCUGUUAUUAGUACUUUAGUAUUAUUGACUUAUAAUGGGCCUUAUUUAAGACUUGAAGCUGAAUAUCGAGUUGAUACUAGAACGUUUUCAGAUGCUUCAGAUUUGUAA
Adineta steineri is the source of this 1323-nucleotide messenger RNA. Lineage: Eukaryota; Metazoa; Rotifera; Eurotatoria; Adinetida; Adinetidae. The record is from the annotation of a GenBank genome assembly.